UUUGCGUUUAUGGGCAAUUGUGGUCGGACUGCUAGCCACUAAUAAAGUAUGCUGAGAUGUAAUUUAAAGAAGUAGAAUGGAAAAAUAAAAAUUAGUGCUGGAAUUAUUAACUAAACUCAGCCUGUGCCAAGUCAAGCGAGUUUUGACGAAUCCGAGGAGUUUCGCGGAAGAAGUAGCACUUUCCCGCCACAAACAAGGCCGACUAUUGUUUUAAAAAUGGACACAAAAAUGUCCGGGUGCCGCCGGACAUCGGAUUUCCGGGAGACUUUCCGGAAGGGGACGCCGGAAACACCGUCCCUGGCGAAAACUCUGUGUACGUGCAACAAGCGGCGACUGCGAAACAUGGCGCUCAGUGUUUUUCCGGUGUGGCGCAUCAUGAAGAAAUACGCGUGGAAGACGGACCUUCUAGCGGACUUGAUAUGCGGACUUACAGUUGGAAUCAUGCAACUACCUCAAGGCAUGGCCUACGCGAUGUUAGCCGAGAUGCCUCCGGUCGUGGGGCUGUACAUGUCCUUCUUUCCCGUCCUCAUAUACUUUUUCUUCGGUACAUCUAAACACAUCUCCAUGGGUACUGUGGCCGUGGUAAGCCUGCUUACAGGCUCCGUCGUAGCGCGUUUCUACAACGCGACCAGCGGUGCCACUGCCAACGGAAUGGGCAACCUGACCAUUGCUGGCAACGAAUCACUGGGCCUCUUUGAAUCACCUUCUGAAGGAAUAGGGACGGGAGAAGACGGGGGCUUACCCGUUGAAACGAAACUAGGCAUUGCCAUGUCCCUCAGUCUCCUUGUCGGAUUGACGCAGAUCAUCAUGGGGGUGUUACGUAUGGGAUUCGUCACGACGUACAUGUCUGAUCCCCUGAUCGCCGGCUUUACGACGGGUACGGCAAUUCACGUGGGAACCAGCCAGGUCAAAUAUAUUUUCGGCUUGAAAAUUCCCCGCACAGACGGAAUGUUUCAAGUUAUCAAGACGUACAUGUAUAUCUUUGAGAGCAUACACAAAACGAACAUAACGACCCUGGUGACGUCUAUCAUCUGUAUCAUCAUCCUGUACCUGGUCAAGGAGCACAUCAACACCAGGUUCAAGGACAGGCUCAAGAUACCCGUCCCCAUAGAACUGUGUGUGGUGAUUGCUGGCACGUUGGCGUCCUAUUACGGAAACUUCCACGAAACGUAUGGUGUCAAGGUCGUCGGCUACAUCCCUAAAGGAUUGCCCCAGCCCAGUGUUCCUAAUUUCCACGGUGCAGGCAGCUACAUCACAGACAUCCCCAUUAUUGCCAUCAUAUCGUUUGCCCAGUCAGUGUCCCUGGCCGCUCUUCUAGCAAAACAGCACAAGUACACCAUCGACUCUAACCAGGAGUUGAUAGCCUACGGGGCAGGUAACGUGGUUGGCUCGUUUUUCUCGUGCUAUCCGUUUGCGGCGUCCGUGUCAAGAAGCUCUGUGCAAAACUCUGCUGGUGGAAAGACACAGGUGGCCAGCUUGUUCUCCGCAUUUAUGGUGUUGGUAGUCAUCCUCUGGCUGGGACCUUUGUUCGAAGCAUUGCCAAACUGCGUGUUGUCGGCGAUUAUCGUGGUGGCGCUGCGGAGCUUGAUCAAGCAGUUGCUGGAGCUUCCCAAGGUGUGGAGGACAUCAAGAUAUGACUGUUGGAUCUGGCUUGUGACGUUCACAGUGACCACCGUUCUGCACGUUGACUACGGACUUCUCUUUGGGCUCGUUUUCUCCUUCUUCACAGUCGUUCUCAGGACCCAAGUUGCCAAGCCAACUCGACUGGAGAAGGUUGCAGAGCACAAUCUGUACAAGGACCCCAAAUAUUAUAUCAAGACAUCUUCACAUAACACAAUCAAAGCAAUGGGAUACCAAUACCCGAUCUAUUACGCAAACGGAGACCUGUUCACCAGGGAGGUGUACCGCCUUGCCUCCAUCAAACCGGACGCACUCAGAAAGCAGAUCCGGCGCGCAUCUCAACUAAGUACCAUUAGCAGAACUUCGAGUGCUGUGUCAAUGAGUGACAAGGUGCAGACAUCUCACUCUGAUCUCGUCAUUCCACAUAUAAAACGUGAGGACAGUGUCAUAUCUCUUAACGGCCAGCUGCCAAUUGGGGACCCCACCCAUAUCUACCCGGUAGCGUUUGAGUACCCCCUCACUCACAUCAUCAUUGAUUUCACCACAGUCGCCUUUGUCGACUCUGUGGGAUGCAAGGUCCUUAAAGCGUUGAUACAAGAUUACGACACCGUGAAUGUUUCUGUCUGGAUGUCGGGCAUACCUGAUGAUAUCUGGAACAUCUUUGAGGCAACGGAAAUCAUACCAAAGUACGAGGAGAACAUUUACCUCACCCUAGAUGACGCUAUACAAGCCGCCAAAGAAACCCUUGACCGGAGGUCAAGCACCAUAGGGGUCAAUGGGGCACUCAAUAAGGUUUCUAUAAUGUAACAUAGGAAGGAAGUAUUCUACUAAAAGAUUGAUGUGCUGAAUUGAUGGCUCAUGGACAAUGCGCAAUGACUUGGUGACACGUGGACAACGCGUGUUGACUUGGAGACACAGGGACAAAGCGCGUAUUGAUGAUAUCAACUUGUGCAUAUGCGAAUGAUAUACAAAUGGAUUUCAGAGAUAACUUCAGCCAAUGUAUAAAACGUUGACCACAGGUUAUAUUUUGGCCUGUGUACGUCUUUGAAUGAUUUGGUUUGGUUAGAAGUGAUUAUUAUUAAGCUUAACAAGCCUAACUUUAACCAUAUCAAAUAAUUAACCAGUUUUAUACAAGUUGUCGCUGCUGUUUGUUCUUAGAUCAGAUGGCCGGAUUGUCAGAAUAUGUAUACUAGGGUUUGAAUGAAACGGAUUCGCUGGGAGACUCUAAAAACGCAAAAACAUCGAAAAAAGUAACAAUUUCUUGAAUCAAUUAGCUUGAACGAAUAUGUUUUUCGUUUAUCAAAAAUUCGUAUCGAAUUAUUUCCGUUUGAAAGCCUUUCGGUGUUUAUACACUCGGAGUCUUCAAUUCCUCAUGCUUUCAUUGGAUUUAUUUGUUCAGAAAUGAUGUAGCAGAUGUUCUGGGGUUCACACAAAUUGGUGAAAACAUUGCCGUGAAAAGUUUGUUUAAACCAUAGAUGAGUUGUUAUUUGUUAUGUAUAGUAGAUUGUUCACUGACAUAAAAUCCAUUGAUCUUGCGAAUUAAGAUGUUUUCUGUUACAUUCUGGACGAAAUAACGUAAAUCAAUGGAAUUGAAAUACAGUCGUCUAAUCUUAAAAUAUAGGGAUCUCGAAAUAAUAAUCAAGCUCUCAUUUAACGUGUUAACAGAUAUGAAAGUUAAUCAUUAGAUGUGUUUAAGAAGUAGUACAUGCAAUGGUUAAUUUGACAAUGAAGCGUUAAAGUGUGUAAUAUAUAGAGACAGCUAAAAUUACAAUGGGUGUACUUCUUUUCAAUCCAAUAAGCACGGUUGAGGAAAAUUGAGCAACUGGCCAUAAGUGAUAUGCAUAUAAACUUGUUAGACUUGUGUAGCUAUGUUCAUACCAAUUCCAUAACAUAUAUAUGGUUCAGGAAACUCAUUAAAGUAUACACAGUAGGUUUGUUGUACAGUACCAUUUGUAUUAUUUGUUAUACUUUUUCCAAUAAAUAUUUGUUGUUUUUUGCGGAUUA
Molecule: messenger RNA, 3624 nt
Organism: Mya arenaria
Lineage: Eukaryota; Metazoa; Mollusca; Bivalvia; Myida; Myidae
Product: prestin-like
Exons: 18
Coding region: 217-2427 (736 amino acids)
Biological process (GO): transmembrane transport
Cellular component (GO): membrane
Molecular function (GO): chloride transmembrane transporter activity; sulfate transmembrane transporter activity; bicarbonate transmembrane transporter activity
Source: RefSeq, a predicted model, not a curated record